Molecule: messenger RNA, 1355 nt
Organism: Seminavis robusta
Lineage: Eukaryota; Bacillariophyta; Bacillariophyceae; Naviculales; Naviculaceae
Source: the annotation of a GenBank genome assembly
AAUAAAGAAAUAAAAUUGCUUCAAAUCGGUGCCAAUGCCGUGCCGACCAUUGGACGAACAUGGCGCUGGGCGCUUCAACUCCACCUCUCACAUUUAUUUCUGGAACACUCAUAACACUUGCUAGCUAGCUAAUAGCUACACAGCUGUUUAUUGAAAUCAAGGCAUCCUUUUCUUCCAUGUUGGCCAUAUCGCGUUAUGUUCAGUGCUUGGCUCUCUGCAUUGGCGUCCUUGCAAACGCGCAAAGGGGCGAGUCCUUUGCACUGCCAAGGAGAGCCACUGGGUACCUCGUCAACACCAAUCCUAAUCGCACACCCUCUUGUGGCGUAGAGAUUCUCAAAUCAUCAGCCGUCUCCUCAGAAGAACAAGAGUCGUCAUUUCGAGGAGGUGGAGGAGUACAGAAGAAAGAUGCCUUUUGGAAUGCAAAGUUGUUACGCGUUUUGUUUGCCGAAGCGGCUGGGACAUUCAUUAUCGUUCAGCUUGGCACAGGGGCAGUCAUGUCAGCGAUAUUUGACGAUGCCCUAGUUGGGUUGAUGCAGAUUGCUGCAGUUUGGGUUAUUGCGGUUACCUUGGCCAUUGCCACAACUGGGCCCAUAUCUGGGGCACACCUCAAUCCAGCGGUUUCCAUCGCAAUGUCCCUUCUCAGACCAAGCUCUUCGUUUGGGUUUGGCAAGGUUCUGUUGUACAUAGCGUCGCAGCUAAUUGGGGCAAUUUCUGGUUCAUUGAUCAAUCUGCUUCUUUACAAGGAAAAAAUUCUUCAAUUCGAAGCCAAGAACAGUAUUGUCCGAGGUACAACGGCAAGCAUUGCAUCAGCUAAAGCAUUCGGUGAAUACUUUGCAGAGCCCAUUUCUGCAAGCUUGGCAUUCCUGGUAGAGCUCUUUGGAACCGCAAUGUUGUCCUUUGCAAUCUUUGCCCUGACAAACCCAAAGAAUGACACCCAAAAGAACGGCGUGUACAUUCCACCACUUAUUGGCCUGACGGUUGGAGGGCUUAUCUGCGUACUGGCGCCAUUAACCCAAGCUGGAUUCAAUCCUGCACGAGAUUUUGGACCUAGGAUAGUCGCGUUCUUUGCUGGGUGGAAGAUGAUCGCCUUUCAAGGAUGGUGGGUAUACGUGUUUGCACCUAUCAUUGGAGCAUUAUUGGGGGGAUUUGUCGCCGACAAGGUUCUGUAUGGAGGAGACGACAACUGAUCUUAGCUUGGCGACAGACUACUGCCGCGUAUUGUUGCUACAUAGUCCCACCAGCUCCAGUAGAUUAAGCCAACAGCGUGCUCAUCCUAGUUCGGUCACCUGACUCAGCGUAAAGGCACCGUGUUGCCUAUUGGGCUCCGUAUGGGUGUGCAAAGGAGUAUGCUGCAU